AUAAAAUCGUAACAACUCGGCCUUUUUUGACUACUCGUCUUCUCGCAAACAGCAGCAGCAGUGAAUUAGGAAUUUUCUGAGAGCGGAAGAAUGGGGCACUCAAACGUGUGGAACUCCCAUCCAAAGAACUACGGCCCUGGAUCUCGUACCUGCCGUGUGUGCGGGAAUCCCCACGGAUUGAUUCGAAAGUAUGGGCUGAUGUGUUGCAGGCAGUGCUUCCGCAGCAACGCCAAGGAAAUUGGCUUUAUCAAGUACCGUUAAGGAAUGAAUCCUUCCGUCUGGGCCCUCGUGGAGAGGUUAUGGAUUUUGGCUCUGCUUGUCUUGGCUUUAGUUUUUAGAUUUCUUGCAGCUUAAGAUUGAUAACUGGUUAAUGAUCUAUUAAAUAUUAAUGAUGCAAGUCAUGUGACUGGUAAACUAAGGAAUUUUGUUUUUCAUAGAUUUAUUUGGUUCUUAAAAGUAACUUUAAGUUCUUUUUUAUUAUUGAA
Messenger RNA from Telopea speciosissima, 485 nucleotides. RefSeq names its product 40S ribosomal protein S29. Gene Ontology annotation, cellular component: ribosome; cytosolic small ribosomal subunit. Lineage: Eukaryota; Viridiplantae; Streptophyta; Magnoliopsida; Proteales; Proteaceae. Gene Ontology annotation, biological process: translation. The coding region runs from base 91 to 261 and encodes 56 amino acids. The transcript has 3 exons. Gene Ontology annotation, molecular function: structural constituent of ribosome; zinc ion binding. The record is from RefSeq and is a predicted model, not a curated record.